This is a messenger RNA of Ogataea parapolymorpha DL-1, 1224 nucleotides long. Its product is annotated as Elongation factor 1-gamma 1. Gene Ontology annotation, cellular component: nucleus; cytoplasm. The record is from RefSeq and is a predicted model, not a curated record. Gene Ontology annotation, biological process: translational elongation. Lineage: Eukaryota; Fungi; Ascomycota; Pichiomycetes; Pichiales; Pichiaceae. The transcript is spliced from 2 exons. The coding region runs from base 1 to 1224 and encodes 407 amino acids. Gene Ontology annotation, molecular function: translation elongation factor activity.
AUGUCGUUGGGUACUUUAUAUGCUGGUGAGGCCACCAGAGUUUUAGCCGCCAAGGGUGUCGUCAAGGCUUUGGACUUAGACGUCAAGUUUGGUGAGAAGACUGAUGAGGCUUUCCAAAAGAACUUCCCAUUGGGUAAAGUUCCAGCCUUCAUUGGUCCAAAGGGCUACAAGCUGAACGAGGCCAUCGCUGUCCUCUACUACUUGGUGUCUUUGAAAGAUGAAAAUCACCCAUUGCUCGGAAAGACCUUCCAAGACCGUGCUCAAGUCUUGAAGUGGAUCUCCUUCGCUUCCUCCGAAUUCAUGGUUGAGGCUACGACUGCCUUCAAACCAUUUGUUGGCAAGGCUCCAUACAACAAGAAGGCUGUCGAUGAAGCCCUCGACAAGAUGGAGAAGUGUGUGUCUGCUCUGGAGGCCAGAUUGGAGCACUACACUUACCUGGUCGGCGAGAGACUGACCAUCGCUGAUGUGUUUGUUGCUUCUAUGUUCUACAGACCAUUCACCGUUCUGUACGGUGACGAGUGGAGAUCCAAACACCCAUACUUGACCAGAUGGUGGAAGACGAUUGCUGCCACUGACUUCUUGAACUGGUUCUUCAAGGACGUCAAGCUGAUCGAGAAACCUUUGGAGGCUCCAAAGCCAGCCAAGAAGGAAAAGGCUCCAAAGGCUGAGAAGGCUCCAAAGGCCGAGGCCGCUCCAAAGGCUGCUGCCGAAAAGCCUGCCGAGGAGCCAGCUCAAGAGAAGAAGCCAAAGCACCCAUUGGGGGCUCUUGGCGAGCCAACCAUCCCACUUGACGAGUGGAAGAGAAAGUACUCUAACGAGGACACCAGAGCCGUUGCUCUGCCAUACUUCUGGAACGAAUUCUUCAACCCAGACGAAUGGUCUCUGUGGAAGGUCGCUUACAAGUACAACGACGAGCUUACCCUGACCUUCAUGUCCAACAACCUGAUUGGAGGAUUCUUCAACAGAUUGUCUGCUUCCACCAAGUACAUGUUCGGUUCUGCCGUCGUUUACGGAGAAAACAACAACAACGGUAUCAUCGGUGCUUUCCUUGUCAGAGGACAGGACGCUGUUCCGGCUUUCGAGGUUGCUCCAGACUGGGAAUCUUAUGAGAUCACCAAGCUGGACCCAUCCAAGCAAGAAGACAGAGAAUUUGUCGACAACAUGUGGGCUUGGGACAAGCCUGUCAACGGCCAAGAGAUCGUUGAUGGUAAGGUGUUCAAAUAA